CCUCAGCAGCGGGAAGAUGGCGGCGCCCUGCAAUUCGGAGCUUCCGUCCGAGGCUUCGUCGUGCGUGCAGAUCGCCAAGAACGAGGUAUUCCCGGCGCCCGCGUCUCCGGUGCUGAGCGAUGGUAACCUAUCAGCCCCGUCCACCCCGAGCCGCUCCUCCCCGUUGGCCGCAGGCCCCGCUGCCCCCUCAGUGUCGUUCAGCACGGCCUGCCGGGGUAUGAGCUGGACCCCGGCCGAGACCAACGCGCUCAUCGCCGUCUGGGGCAACGAACGGCUGGUGGAGGCCCGGUACCAGCAGCUGGAGGGCGCCGGCACCAUCUUCGGCACCAAGGCCCCCGGGCCGGCCAUGUACGAUAGGGUAUCCCGGGCCCUGGCCGAGCUGGGCUACGAGAGGACGCCGAGCCAGUGUCGGGAGCGGAUGAAGACCCUUCGAAGAUGUUACAGUCGUGUGAAGGAACGCGGUGUUGGUAAAAGGAAAAGCAGCUACACGUUUGAGCAGCUGGAGAGGGUUUUUGGCCAGGGUGGUUGGGACACGCAGCCCUUCCAGCCUGUCCUGAUUAACAGCAGCGGAUUGUACCAGGAGAUGGAGUCUGACGGCAGCACCAUGGAGGAAUAUUCCCAGGACGACUGGGGCAACCACAGCCAGGACAUGCAGGGCUUUCCCGGGGAUGAUCUGGUCCCUUGGAUCCAGAAGCCCUCACUGCCGUGUCCCCCUAAUGACGAGGAUAUCAGUAUUCCAAAGAGGCCAGCGAAGAACAGGGAGCCACCAGAGGACAUGCAGAGGAGGGAUAUUUUCCAAACCAUCAUGCACAUUCUGGAGUCCGUCCAACUGAAGUGGGAGCUGUUUCAGAGCUGGACAGAUUUUUCCAGAUUGCAUCUCUCUAACAAACUGGCCAUAUUCGCCAUCGGUUACAACACCCGAUGGAAAGAGGAUAUCCGUUACCAUUACGCCGAAAUAAGUUCCCAAGUACCUCUUGGGAAGCGUCUUCGAGAAUACUUCAACCCAGAGAAGCCGGAAGGGAGGGUCGUGAUGACCCGGGUGCAGAAAAUGAACUGGAAAAAUGUCUAUUACAAGUUUCUGGAAAUUACAAUUAGUGAAGCCAGGUGUCUCGAGCUACACAUGGAGACGGACUGGAUUCCUAUAGCUCAUUCCAAGCCGAUAGGGGGCGAUAUAGUCCAGUACCUAUUACCUGGUGGCAUUCCAAAAACUCCUGGCCUUUAUGCCAUUGGGUACGAAGACAUGCCUAAGAAAGCAGUAGAGGAUAAUGCAAUCGUCGACCUGGUUAAUGAUGGGAAUUGUGAAAGUCCUCCGGAGCUCGCCUCGAAAUCCAACGCUAUAACUAGUAAAAUUAACUAUUGUUACCUUGGCAUCGCCGAGAGCAUCAGCCUCCAGCAGUGCCUGUUCUUUCAUUUUCAGUCCACCGUCAAGAACCAAAGCAAAGAGUGGGCAAGCAUCAAUGGAUUUUUAGCGCAAAACUGCAAAGUGGAACCUGGAGUCUCUCCAAAAACAAUCUACAUCAAAUUUGUUGAAGUCGAAAGAGAUUUUCUUUCUGCCGGAUCUUUAGUGGAGUGCCUGGAAAAAGCCAUUGGGUACCCUCUGAAGUUCAACAAAUGAAUUUCCUUGUCCUUUAUAAGGACUUGGGCUCUACCCAUAAAUCUCCCCAUUCUGCCAGGGUUUGCUCUCGAACAUCGUUUUAUUUUAUUUUUUUUUACAUUCGUCCAAAACGUAAACUUUCACAGUUGAAAACAUUUUGUCCUGAGCAAAUGGGAUGCUGUGCGUGGGGUCAGAUAGUGUUUUUAUAAAGAACAUUUUAUUGUAGAGCCCUGAUAUGAUUUGUUGUAAGUACAUUCCACAUUGGACAUAGCUUAUACUUUAAUUUUCAAAGGAAAUACUGUAUGUUUUUUUCUCCGUGUUUCAUUUUUACAUAUCUGUGUGUGUUUUAACCUCGAACCAGUGAUGAGUGACGACGUUGGCCUCGGGAUUCAUGAAAUGACCGCCUCGUCGCAGCCCAACUAGUUAAUAUUGUAUAUAAUUUAGAUAAUUACUUUUUUACCCAUUAAGUGUUUUUACUAUUUCCAACCAGUGUUGCCUGCGAAGACUUUUGUUUCCGUGAUGUACUGUAUUCACUUGUAGUUGUGUCGUCCUCCCCUUUUUUAACUCAUUAAAGUAUUGACUCAUUUGUGUUCUGUCGGAACUUUUAAGGCGUUGCGGAGGAUCCGAGGCUCGGCUAGAGGUCGCAUCUUCACUGCAAGUCCUGGAACCCGGUCGGAUUGUGCAAACGAAACCUGUCCUUUUUUAUAUCCUUCAUAUAUUUUAACAAAAAAGAAAAAGCCAAAUCAUUUUGAGCUGCUUGAACAUGUUUUAUAAACUUGAAUCUGCCAAGAGCUAUCGAGCGGUUUUAAUGAACUAUAAAGCCGUAACGGUUCUGGGUCGUGUUCUCCGUGUGAUUGCUGAUCAGUUCCAUCGUGGUCUUGCUGCAUGGCGCCUCGCAAGUGUUAGCUGAAGGUUCUCAGUGCCUUUUCUUGAAGUCCAUUUGCUGUCCCUGGGCCAAUUUGCAGUCAUUUCAGAAACUGAAUAGCAGAAGAAUUUUUCUUUUAAUGUGGCUUUUCGGCAUAUUAACCUCUUAUGUAGGAGAAUAAACGCCCUCCAUCUCUGACCCUUUCAGGACGACUUUAAAAGAAAAUGUGUAAAUAGUGCACAUCGCCCAUAUAUGUUUGUUCUAUUUUAUUCUAUGUGUAUUAUGUUAUUUUUAUUGCAUAGUUUGUACGCAGUUAUUGUUCUAAACACAUUUUUUAUUCUUUUUAAUGGUAAAACAAUGUAAUUUGAUAUUUUUUAUUGUAAAUUUACAAACUUGGCCUGUUUUAAGUAUUCCAGUGGUUGCUUUAUCAUAUUUAAGUCCUUUCCCCAUCUUCUAUGCUCCUUUGUUCGUUCUGAGCUGGCGAGGCGGAAGAAACAGUGUUAAAUCGGAGUUUUCAUUCUUGGUUCGCGGCCGGAGAAUGGGGCUUCGAGUCUAAGCAUCGCCCACUUCAUGGGUUUCCAUGUUCACUGUAAGAGCUAAUGUAUAAAGUGGCAUUCAAAAUAAAAGACGAUUUAAUGUA
This is a messenger RNA of Spea bombifrons (plains spadefoot toad), 3099 nucleotides long. It is a transcript of the gene MSANTD2, whose product is annotated as Myb/SANT DNA binding domain containing 2. Bases 17 to 1615 code for a protein of 532 amino acids. The transcript has 5 exons. The record is from RefSeq and is a predicted model, not a curated record. Lineage: Eukaryota; Metazoa; Chordata; Amphibia; Anura; Pelobatidae.